Messenger RNA from Aspergillus puulaauensis, 1263 nucleotides. RefSeq names its product NADH:flavin oxidoreductase/NADH oxidase. NCBI's taxonomy places the organism in Eukaryota, Fungi, Ascomycota, Eurotiomycetes, Eurotiales, Aspergillaceae. The record is from RefSeq and is a predicted model, not a curated record. The transcript is spliced from 2 exons. Bases 1 to 1263 code for a protein of 420 amino acids. Gene Ontology annotation, cellular component: intracellular anatomical structure. Gene Ontology annotation, molecular function: NADP binding; NADPH dehydrogenase activity; FMN binding.
AUGGCUUCGAAGCAAGUACCCGAUAUUGAUGUCAAACCUGCCUCUGGCAUCUCUUACUUCACCCCAGCCCAAGAACCCCCGGCGGGAACUGCUGCCGACCCGCAGUCAGAUGAAGCACAGAUUCCAAAGCUGUUUCGACCUCUCAAAGUGAGGGGUCUGACCUUACACAACCGUAUUGGACUGUCGCCGUUAUGUCAAUACUCCGCAGACGAUGGCCAUAUGACCGCAUGGCACAUGGCCCAUUUGGGAGGAAUUGCUCAGCGCGGACCCGGGUUUCUCAUGGUAGAGGCGACCGCAGUCGAGCCAGAAGGCCGCAUCACACCGCAAGACCUCGGUCUUUGGAAAGAUUCGCAGAUCGAGCCGAUGAAGGGUGUCAUUGAAUUUGCGCACAGCCAAAACCAGAUUAUCGGAGUCCAGAUUGCGCACGCCGGCCGAAAGGCUAGUACUGUACCUCCAUGGUUAUCUUUCGGCGACACUGCAACUGAGAAAGUUGGAGGCUGGCCAGACCGCGUUAAAGGCCCAUCUAACGUCCCAUUUGCAUCGCGAUUCCCUACCCCGAAGCAAAUGGCCAAGGAUGAUAUUGAGGAUCUCAAGGUCUCGUGGGUGGCUGCCGUCAAACGUGCGGUUCGCGCUGGUGCGGACUUCGUUGAGAUCCACAAUGCGCACGGUUAUCUCCUUAUGUCUUUUCUUUCGCCAGCCGUCAAUACCAGAACAGACGAAUACGGCGGGAGCUUCGAGAACCGCAUUCGCCUCAGCCUCGAAAUUGCGAAACUGACUAGGGAGGCUGUUCCAGACCAUCUGCCCGUCUUUUUGCGGGUGUCGGCUACCGAUUGGUUAGAGGAAGAGCCUGAUCAACCAAGCUGGCGGUUAGAGGACACAGUCAAAUUCGCACAAGCUCUAGCUGAGAGCGGCAAUGUCGAUGUCCUUGAUGUUAGCAGUGGUGGUACUCAUUCAUCCCAGAAAGUUCAUUCCAAACCUGGCUUCCAGGCACCCUUCGCUGUUGCUGUGAAGAAAGCAGUGGGCGACAAGUUGAUUGUUGGGACGGUUGGAAUGAUCGACAGCGGCCAUCUGGCAAACACACUACUCGAGCAAGAUGGCUUAGAUUUUGCCCUAGUUGGCCGAGGAUUCCAGAAAAACCCAGGAUUAGUGUGGACCUUUGCUGAGGAGCUGGGGGUGGAAAUUUCUAUGGCGAAUCAGAUUAGAUGGGGUUUCUCUUCGCGCGGCGGCGGUCCAUAUCUGAGGAAGAGGUCUGGUAAGAUUUAA